Molecule: messenger RNA, 650 nt
Organism: Salvelinus sp. IW2-2015
Lineage: Eukaryota; Metazoa; Chordata; Actinopteri; Salmoniformes; Salmonidae
Gene: rab38b
Product: RAB38b, member of RAS oncogene family
Biological process (GO): endosome to lysosome transport; phagosome-lysosome fusion
Cellular component (GO): Golgi apparatus; phagocytic vesicle; late endosome
Molecular function (GO): GTPase activity; GTP binding
Source: RefSeq, a predicted model, not a curated record
UUCCGAGCAGAGCAGAGAGGAGAGGAGAGGACAGAAGAAAGGGAACUGCUAUUUAAAACGAAAUUUAGAACCAAACACACCUUUUCCGUCUUAACAUAUUAUUAAACUACGGGGUGAACAGUACCUUCAACCUGACCAACCAACGACUUCCUCUGGCAUCCGCCGCCGGGAUGCAGAACCCCGGGAAGGAACACCUGUACAAGGUGUUGGUGAUCGGGGACUUGGGUGUAGGGAAGACCUCCAUCAUUAAGCGGUAUGUCCAUCAGACGUACUCCACCAACUACCGCGCCACCAUUGGCGUGGAUUUCGCCCUGAAGGUCCUGAACUGGGACUCUGAGACCGUACGGCUACAACUUUGGGACAUCGCCGGUCAAGAGCGGUUUGGGAACAUGACCCGUGUGUACUACCGAGAGGCCAUGGGGGCGUUCAUCGUGUUUGACGUGACACGGCCGACUACCUUCGAAGCCAUCACCAAGUGGAAGGAGGACCUGGACUCUAAACUCAUGCUGACCAACAGAGAGAGCAUCGCCACGGUCCUAUUGGCUAAUAAAUGUGACCAUGGGCGGGAGGUUCUGACCAAUAACGGCGUGAAGAUGGACCAGUUCUGUAAAGACAACGGCUUUGUGGGCUGGUUCGAGACCUCAGCCAAG